This is a messenger RNA of Micromonas commoda, 1623 nucleotides long. Its product is annotated as carbohydrate-binding module family 48 protein. NCBI's taxonomy places the organism in Eukaryota, Viridiplantae, Chlorophyta, Mamiellophyceae, Mamiellales, Mamiellaceae. The coding region runs from base 438 to 1088 and encodes 216 amino acids. Gene Ontology annotation, molecular function: protein binding. The transcript has a single exon. The record is from RefSeq and is a predicted model, not a curated record.
GAAAGGCACCUUGUUAACCUUCAUUCAUAAACUAACACUUAGUCUACUCUUUUCCGUCCCCAAGCCAGUUCGAUUAUUUAAAGUCAUUUUGCUUAAUUAAUUAAGGGUUUUACUCAUAUUUUUACAUGUAUAUCCCUUAAGUCUUUGACUUCAAAAACCAAUCCACGUGCAGAAGUGCAGCACUUCGUCGCCUGAAAACCAUUGAAGGUUGAAGUGAUUAAUGGGAAACCAACAGGCACGUCGCAUGGCAUCGGCAACGCUCGGUGGUGAAGGGAGCACACGCCACCUUGAAGAUUCGUUGAACGUCCCUCCCGAAGCGAACACCCCGUCGGCUCCCUUGUCUUACGGGUGGGUGAAAGUCUGUAUCGAGGCCCACGGAUAUCAUCAGUUGACGUGUCCGCCCCCUCUUACUAUUGAAUCUUAGGCCACAGAUAUCCAUGGUGCCGAACGUCCCAACCGCUAUCCAAUCCGUGGGUCACUUCGGACUUGCGUCUGAUCUGUUUGGCUGGCCGGAAACACCCACUCUCGUUCCUGUUGCGAUAAGUUGGACUCAGGGUGGCAGCAUUGUUGAGGUGGAAGGGAGCUUCGAUAAUUGGCAGUCGCGCCAGGCGCUUCACCGCAGUGGCACCCGUGAGUUUGCCAUAGUCAAGAUGUUACCUCCUGGGGUCUAUCAGUACAAGUUCAUAGUUGAUGGGGAGUGGAAAUAUGCUCCAGAUCAGCCAGCGAUGUAUGAUGAAAUGGGGAAUGUGAACAAUGUUCUCGAGGUUCAAGAAUAUAUUCCAGAGAUAUUGGAUUCCCUGGACUCAUUUCUUGCACCUUCAAGCCCGACAGAGAGCUACAAUAAUAUUCUAUUCAGCCCGGAUGACUUUGCAAAGGACCCACCUGCCUGUCCCCCACAUCUGCAUCUCACACUGCUAAACAUGCCGCAGAUUCCUGAUGCGCCCAACUUGCUUCCUCGACCUCAACACGUGGUUCUUAAUCACAUUUAUAACGACAAAAACAUGACAUUAGCGGGUACGCAGGUAAUGGGCACUACUCAUAGGUACCGGUCAAAAUACGUGACCGUAAUUCUUGUCAAGCCUGGCUGAGCUUCUCAGAAUUGGGUACACAGGUAAUGGGCACUACUCAUAGGUCCCGGUUAGAAUACGCGACCGUAGUUCUUGUCGAGCCUGUCGAUUUUUUUCGACUCCUUCAAACUGUGGCCACCUAUUGGAGAAGGGAAAGUAUCUAAACAUUUGCAUGCCGACGUGCAGCGGUGGCACGCCAGUAGCUGGCUGACCGGGCGGCUGGAGUUUCAGCCUUCGAAAAUGACUCUCGCAGUGCCAGUACCUGAACAAUUUUUGCGAGGAUAUGUGUUUUCUGGUUUACGUCGCAAGCAACAUGUGGUCACUGUGCCAUGUACCAAUUCAAGUGUUCAGUGCUCAAAUGGUCGACUGCCCAAAGCUAAAUAAUAGAAAUGAUUUCGCCUUGCCAGUCCCGCUCAGCAGCAGGGCAACCUGUUCAUACCACCAUGCGUUUCUGAAUGAAUCAUAACUGGUGUAUACUCGUAAAAGCGACAAAAGCCGCAUGUUCCGAUUCUGAGGACAGCAUCCAUCUGAGUCGUGGACUGUUUCCGAUGACAGC